CUGCCAAAUCCUGGGAACAGCCAAUUGGAUCAGGGAGUGUGAGACCAACAGACCAGUCACCCAGCCAGACGGGCGGGAGAGAGCGUGGCCAAAUCCGGCCCCGCCCCUGCUCCGUGGCUGGUUCCCUUCCGGCUGGCGCCUCCGGCGAUACCAGAAGACAUGGGCAAUACCUGGCGGAGCCCUGGGUGGGCGCGGCUCGCGCUCUGCCUCGCGGGCUUAGGACUCUCUCUCUACGCGCUGCACGUGAAGGCGGCGCGCGCCCGGGACCGGGAUUACCGCGCGCUCUGCGACGUGGGCACCGCCAUCAGCUGUUCGCGCGUCUUCUCCUCCAGGUGGGGCCGGGGCUUCGGACUGGUGGAACACGUGCUGGGCAAGGACAGCGUCCUCAAUCAAUCCAACAGCAUAUUCGGUUGCAUCUUCUACACACUACAGUUGUUGUUAGGUUGCCUACAGGGCCGCUGGGCAUCUGUCCUGCUGGUGUUGAGUUCCCUGGUGUCUCUAGCUGGUUCUGUCUACCUGGCCUGGAUCCUGUUCUUUGUGCUCUAUGAUUUCUGCAUUGUUUGCAUCACCACCUAUGCCAUCAAUGUGGGCCUGAUGGUGCUGAGCUUCCGGGAGGUCCAGGAACCCCAGGGCAAGGUCAAGGGGCACUGAGCCCUCACCCCAAGCCAGGCUGACCUCAUCUGUUCUGCUUUGGCUUGUGAUCUUUGCCCAAGGAGGCUACGUCUGGAUCCUUAGAAGAGUCUGCAACCUGCCCCUGCCAUACUCCCACACAGGACAAUGGACCAAACAUGCCACACUGUUUCCUUCACCUUAGUGCCUCUGCCUCUGUCCCCAAAGACUGGUUUCCAAAGUUCCUGCUAUUGCCCAAGGAGGGAUGGUUCAGAGCAAUAAAAUUCCUUAAAUAAAUUAGCCAAGUCUGAGCCAUCUGUCUGCCAGGGACCUUAGUGUUGGGGCUUUCCCAGUCUUUCCUCCUCUGGGAGGGGAAGAUGUGAGUCAGAACGAGAGUGGAGGGCCUGCUGGGAAGGGUAGUUAGUCCCUUCUCCAGUAUGUGGAGUCAGCAAGACCUGGGGUGCCAUCAGCCCCCACUCCCAGGAAAUGGGCUGGCAGCUUGUCCCUCCUACCCACAGAAGCCAGGCCUUGUCUUCUGGGACAGCCAAGCAUGUGAGAUCUGCCUUUCUGGUUCUAUGCAGGCUUGCUGGGAAGUUCUUCCUGUAGUCUAACCUAACCCCUCCAGCUGCCUUAUCUACCACCCCAAGCCAGUCUUGGCAGCCCUGGAGGGCCAGGUACAGGUUGUGUUUUUGUUUUGUUUUUCCCAGUAUGUACUAAGCACUUAUCCACAUGUGACUCACUGUUUAAGACCCUGACAUGUCAACUCUUUUAAUCCUUAUAUCAAUUGUAUGAGGUAGGUAUUAUUCUUACAGUCAUCCCUUGGUAUCCACAGGAGAUUGGUUCCAAGACUCACCUACCCACCCCCAAACCAAAAUCCGAGAAUGCUCAAGUCCCUUAUAUAAAAGGGCAUAGGGAAUUCCCUGGCCGUUCAGUGGUUAGGACUUGGAACUUUCACUGCCGUGGGCCCGGGUUCAAUUCUUGGCAGGGGAACUAAGAUCCCACUGCAAGCUGCGCAGUGCAGCCAAAAAAAAAAAUUAAUUAAUUAAAUAAAAUGGCGUAGUAUUUGCAUAUAACCUGCACACACCCUCCCAUAUACUUUAAGAUAUACUUUUAAGUCAUCUCUAGGUUACUUAUAAUAUUUAAUACAAUGUAAAUAGUUGUAAAUACAAUGUGAAUGCUAGGUAGCUAGUUGUUGGUAAGCAGUAAACUCAAGUUUUGUUUUUUGGAACUUUCUGGAUUUUUUUUCUUUUUUUUUUUUGGAUCUGCAGUUGGUUGAAUCUGCAGGUGCGGAACCUGUGGAUACAGAGGGCUGACUGUAUAUCUUGAUGAGGAGAUUGAGGUUCAGAGAGAGAGGCUAAGUAAUUUGCCCAAGAUCACACAGCUAGUUUGGGGGAGGGGGUUAGGGAGCCCUCAGGACUUGAAUUCACCAGGGCCAUAUGGCUCUGGUGUCUAUGUUCUUAACCGGAGCCACAGCUGCCUCUGGGUUGGGGUCAGGGUCCCUGAACAGUCUGGUCUGUUCUGAGUUAGAAGUCAGGAAGAGGAAAAGGAUGCAUCCUGAGUGUUCCUCCCUCCUAAUUGAGUCUUCCAACACCUGUUAGGAAGGUGGGCACCAUGUGACCCUGUUUCCCGGGAAGGUAGCAGAGAGGCAUUGAGAUUUGCUAGUCUCGUAGCCAGCAAGAAGCAGACAGCCUGGCCCCUUGACACCUAGCCCUGUACACCCUGCCUCUGAAUCAAACUAGGAGAAGAUAAAUGAAACCCCUUUGGACCCAGGCCUGGGAGGGAAGCUGAAAUGAAGAGUGAGAACUGGGGAAGGCCUGCCCACCAUGCCCUUCACCUGUUCCAGUAGGACAGCUCCCACGCUUGGGAGCAAGUUUACUCUGCUAGGCUUCGGUCUAAGCACUUUUACACUCAACAGUUUGGAGUUUUUCAGUCAAGGCACAAACGGGCUAACUGUCCAAGGUCACUCAAGUGUUAGGGGGAACUGGGAUUUGAACCCAGGCAGUGUGGCCAAGGCUGAGGCCCAGGGAGAGGCGGUGAACAGCCCAGGGUCACACAGCCACAGCCCCAGAGCUGGAAACUGCUGGCUCCCUUCCAGCCCAGGAAAAGCAAUGACUCCCGACUCCUAGCAAGUUGGGGGUGGAGCUAGGGAGAUCCAGGUGGCUUCUCGGAGAACCAGAGCACGGGCGGCAGAGUGGCUUGGAGCAGCAUGAAGGGGAGCUGGGGACCGAGGCUGCUCAUCCUGGGAGCCGUGGUUCUCAUAGAGGGUGAGUCACCCGUGUUUGCCGGGGAGGUGGUAUGGUGGGGUUCGGGGGCUGUCCUCUACCCUAGUAGCCCCCUGCAGCUUGGUGUGUGAGAGAGUGCCUGCCCGGGAGGCCACAGUCAGCCUGUGGCAACGUAACCGUGUCUGGCUGUGUGUGUUGGGGAGGGGUAUGUGUCCAAAUGGGUAUGAUUUCCUUGGGCUGGAUUAUAGUGUGUGUCUGCAGGAACUGUCAUUAUGCCUGUGUGUGCGCCCUGUGGCCCCAUCUGCCUCUCUACUUCCAGAAUGACCUUAGGCAAGUUCUGGGGUUCUGUGGCCUCAGUCUCCCCGCCUUUACAUACGUUCCGGUUCUCCUGGAGCAGAUGUUCAAUGGGUGUGUUUGUGUGUGCCUGUGAUGGGGAAGAGGCAGGGCAGGGGACCCUUUGGUAGAGUCUCUGGUGGUUUCCGGAAAGAUGGCGGAGCCCGAGUUGUCAGAACAGGGGCGGGGUGAGUCUCGAUCUCUUGAUGCCCUCCCCAACUUGGACAUGACACAGGCCUCUAAUUAUUCCUCUUAGGUCUCUGCAGCGCAGGGCACAAUUAAGCUAAUGCUCUUCACAUGCACAGGCCGCCUCUCUGACUCAGCAGUUGGGGCAGGAGUUGGGGGUCCUGCGGCCUGGAGGAGGCUUGGCCUGGUCCCAAGCUGAACCCCAGGCCCUGCCGCUCAGGCCCAGGAGUGCUGAGCACGGCUGAGACAGAAGAAUUAAUGACUGAGUGUACACUCUGAAGAGCUUCCAAUACAAGCUGUUUCUCGAUCUCAUAUAAAUAUUUUAAUUCUGGGAGGGGCCGGUGAGGUCGCCACAGAGUCAUAGCAGCAGCCCACACCAAUCCCCCCAAACCUGCCCCCUCCACCAAGGCUGGGCCAGGCAGGUAAGGCUCCCUGCCCCAAGGCUCACCUGUGUCUCUCUCUUCCCAGGUCUUCAAGCAGCUCAGCAUGGUAAGUCUGGGGCCGUGGGGCCUGGGCCUUACUUGGGUCUGGGUCGGGCCGGGGGUGAGGGCAGGACAGGGGCCUGCUGUUACCCUGACCCCCGCCUCUCCACAGCAUGCGGGCAGC
Messenger RNA from Globicephala melas (long-finned pilot whale), 3956 nucleotides. RefSeq names its product vitamin K epoxide reductase complex subunit 1 (gene VKORC1). The record is from RefSeq and is a predicted model, not a curated record. Gene Ontology annotation, molecular function: vitamin-K-epoxide reductase (warfarin-sensitive) activity. Lineage: Eukaryota; Metazoa; Chordata; Mammalia; Artiodactyla; Delphinidae. Gene Ontology annotation, biological process: peptidyl-glutamic acid carboxylation; blood coagulation; vitamin K metabolic process.